AUGAACACGGCUCGGAAGAAUAAUGAUAAUUAUUUUGCGCCAUCUAUCGGCAGAUGGGACAAGAUCCGCAAGAAGUAUGCGCCGCUCGGCGAGAGCGUGGUCGUGGUCAAGCUCGAGCGGACCCCGAAGGCCGGGCUCGGUCUCAGCCUGGCGGGGCACAGAGACCGCAGCAGGAUGGCGGUCUUCGUGUGCGGCCUGCACCCCGCCGGGGCGGCCGCGAAGGCCACGCCAGCGGUUAAAGUCGGCGACGAGAUUCUCGAGGUGAACGGAAUAGUGUUGCACGGCAGGUGUCAUCUGAACGCGUCUGCCAUCAUCAAGGGUCUGGUGGGGCCAGUCUUCAAGAUCAUACUCCUCAGACGCAAAUCCGCUUUAGAAGACGUCGCCGUGAAACCUCUGACACAAUUUCCGGUCGCUCUAGAAGAAGAGUCGGAGGACCGAUUUGCCGGCUACAAAGGGGUUCGAGACAUCACCAUCAAAAAGGGUCCUUCUGGGCUGGGCAUCAUGAUAAUCGAGGGACGGCACACGGAGGCUGGUCGUGGGAUAUUCGUGUCGGAUCUUCAAGAGGGUAGCGCUGCUGAACAGGCCGGACUUCAAAUAGGCGACAUGAUUCUUGCCGUUAACAGGGACUCCUUGCUAAGUUGCAGUUACGAUGCGGCGGCGGCCAAACUGAAAAAUACGGAGGGAGUCGUGAUCCUGACGGUGUGCAGCCCCAACAUGAAGGAUCCAGACAAGGAAGACCCGUCGGGCGCCUCAGGCGCGAACAGCACAACGGAUGCUGGUGGGGCGUCUAGGCCGCAAACACCGAGACCGGCGCCCUCGCCGGCUAAACCGGAGCCACCACCAGACCCGGCCACCGCGCCCAUCAAGCCCAACCAGGAGAUGGUCAUCGAGAUCAACACAGCAAAUGAAAAUCUGGGAGUGGUUCUACUUGGUGGCAGCGAUACCCUCAUAAACGGCGCGGCCGCCGUGGUGCUGGAGGUGGUGGCGGGCGGCGCGCUGGCCAAGGACGGCAGGCUCCAGCCCGGGGACCAGAUCCGCGAGUGCAACGGCGUCGCCAUCGCCGACAAGAUGGCGCACGAGCGACGGUGCCUCUCCAUCAAGCUGCGCGUGCCCAAGCUCCGGCUGACCGUGUUCCGCCCGGAGCCGAUACAGUACGAGGAGGUGGAGGUGGAGCUGGCCAGGAAGGGGGGAAGAGCCCUGGGCAUCUGCUGUCGGGCGCCGCCCAACGGCCCGGGGCUCUACAUCAACGAGCUGCUGUCUGGGUCACCGGCGGAAGUGGACGGUCGCCUGCAGAAGGGGGACCUCCUGCUAUCGGUGGACGGAAAGGACCUCAGCGGGGCGGACCUCCUGACGGCCGCGACGGCCCUCAAGCUGUGCGCGAACAAGGUCGCCAUCAAGGUCAAACGGUUCAAGAUCAUCGCCAAGUCCAUUUUCGACCAACAGUUGGAAAAGGACAGUAUUGGCCCGUGUGAAGUCGAUCUUACCACUUCAGAUAUAAGGUCCAGUUUCGACCAACAGUUGGAUAAGGAUUGUAUUGGUCAGUGGGAAAUCGACUUUAUCACUUCGGAUGUAAGGUCCAGUUUCUUGGUUGUAAAGGCAAAAGAUCAAGAUCAUAGGCAAGAAGCAGCGCAUUGGGAAAACGACCUUAUGUCAAUCGAUUUUGGUCCAUUUUCGAUCCGCCACUUUGAAAAGGUGGACAGUAUUAAGCGUCAGUGGGAAAUCGUAAGGACU
This is a messenger RNA of Iphiclides podalirius (scarce swallowtail), 1731 nucleotides long. NCBI's taxonomy places the organism in Eukaryota, Metazoa, Arthropoda, Insecta, Lepidoptera, Papilionidae. The record is from the annotation of a GenBank genome assembly.